Molecule: messenger RNA, 865 nt
Organism: Mesocricetus auratus (golden hamster)
Lineage: Eukaryota; Metazoa; Chordata; Mammalia; Rodentia; Cricetidae
Gene: B2m
Product: beta-2-microglobulin
Biological process (GO): antigen processing and presentation of exogenous peptide antigen via MHC class II; immune response; immunoglobulin production involved in immunoglobulin-mediated immune response
Cellular component (GO): MHC class I protein complex; MHC class II protein complex
Molecular function (GO): MHC class II protein complex binding
Source: RefSeq, a predicted model, not a curated record
UGACCGGCGUGCACCAUGGCUCGCUCCGUGGCCGUGGUCUUUCUGAUGCUUGUCUCACUGGUCUGCUUGGAUGCCAUUCAGCGUCCCCCACAAGUGCAAGUCUACACCCGCCACCCCCCUGAAGAUGGUAAACCAAACUUCCUGAACUGCUAUGUGUCGCAGUUCCAUCCCCCCCACAUUGAAAUCGAGCUGCUGAAGAAUGGGGAGAAGAUGGACAAAGUGGAGCUGUCAGAUCUGUCCUUCAACAAGGACUGGUCUUUCUAUCUCUUGGCUCACAGGGAGUUUGUACCCACUGCGACUGAUAAAUACGCCUGCAGAGUUUCACACAUAACUCUGAAGGAGCCCAAGGUGGUCACCUGGGAACGAGACAUGUAAUCAAGCGUCAUGGAGAUGCUUCAUUUGGAUCAGAAGUAUUUCUCAGCUUUUAAUACGCUGUUCAGUCUAUGCACACAGCAGCAAUAGUAAUGGCACAUCAUCUUUUAUAUAACCUACUUUGAAUUUUGCAUGUUUUUCAAAAACAGAUUGAAGAGUAACAUCCUAGAUAUCUGAAAUAAUAAAGCAUCAAUGAGUAUUCUGAUCAGAAAUAAAUGAUUUUGAUAAUUUGAAUGAAAAAACCCUGCUAUUAAAUAUAAUGAAGAACAAUAGUUGAUCAUAUAUCAAACCCUCUGUACAUCUUAUUAGUUAGAUAUAGUUAUUCAUCUUUGGUCUAUCACAACAUAAAUGGGUUUUUGUUUUGUUUUGUUUUUUUAAUCUAAGAAACCUGAGACAUUUUCUUUUUGGUAAAACACACAAGUCCCAUGGGUUACUUCCUCUUUGUUAUUUUUACUCAAAAAUAAAGGAAAAAAAAAAAAGGACUUUUGCUGGA